Messenger RNA from Phytophthora sojae, 714 nucleotides. RefSeq lists its product as hypothetical. The record is from RefSeq and is a predicted model, not a curated record. Lineage: Eukaryota; Oomycota; Peronosporomycetes; Peronosporales; Peronosporaceae. Bases 1 to 663 code for a protein of 220 amino acids. The transcript is spliced from 2 exons.
AUGAGCGAAGUGGCCGAGAGCCACCCCGCCAAGCAGGAUGCGACGGCCCUACAGCCCGCCACGGACAGCGAGGGCCACCCCGUACGCGAGUGGAUCGACACGUUGCUUCAAGCGGCCGUGAUAGCCAAGGAUAAGCAGAAGAAACCGGCCGAAGGCGACGACAAGGCGCCAGGAACUGCAACCGACACUUCAGCUGACGCUGGCGCUGACACCGACGCUGGUUGCACUAAGUUUGCGCGUUUCAACAACGCGUGCUCGGGCCACGGAGGGAGGCGCCUGUGUGCCGAGGCUGGCUGCGAACGUGUGGCUCAGUUUGGCCACAAGUGCAGCGCACACGGAGGAGUCAAGUUCUGCAGCGUCGAAGGCUGCCAUCGCGCAGUGCAGUCUCGUGGUUGCUGCAAAACUCACGGUGGCGGUGUUCGGUGCCAGCACCCAGACUGUACGAAGGGUGCUAUUUCAAAAGGGUUCUGUCGAGCGCACGGUGGCGGCUCACGCUGCGCGGAGGAAGGCUGCCAAAAGUGGGCCCAGCGUCACGGCUUCUGCGUGCGCCACUCCAAGUCAUCGCCUGGUGCUAAGGCGGUGGUGAGCCAGUCAGCGGCGGAGCCGAUGUCUGGUGCAACUGCCCCACCGCUAGACUCUCUGCAAUCUACCGCUUCAAGUUAGCACCGCAGUAGUAUCAAGUAGCCAUGAGAAAUUGAGAUACUUUAGUACCGG